AUGCAGCAUCAGCGGCGGCGGCGGCAGCAGUUGGAAAACAAAAUCGGUAGACGGUUGGCUGGGCGGGCUUGCUCGGUUAGCGAGAAACUCUUGUUAGCCACCCGUUUGUCGGAUACCAAAUGCUCCGACAACAAGAAAGCCGCUAAAUCCCUUCGGAGUUUUUGUUUCUACCAUAAUGCACGGCACAGCCAAACAAAAACAGUACCGCACGACAGACAGCAAGUGCUUCCACCACCUAGUGCUACUGUGGCUAGCUCAAGCUACCUCACCUACCUUGGACUUGAUCCUUUCUUGUCAAUCUUUGCCCGGUGCAGCCAGCACUAA
This is a messenger RNA of Pyricularia oryzae 70-15, 324 nucleotides long. RefSeq lists its product as uncharacterized. Bases 1 to 324 code for a protein of 107 amino acids. NCBI's taxonomy places the organism in Eukaryota, Fungi, Ascomycota, Sordariomycetes, Magnaporthales, Pyriculariaceae. The record is from RefSeq and is a predicted model, not a curated record. The transcript is spliced from 6 exons.